GCAAAAAUAGCACUGUAUGAUAGUUGUUUUAGCAAGUUUUAUUUCUGCUAUUUUUUUUAUGCGAAAAUAUGGAAAAAUAGGGAUCGCAAAUGGCAUUCUUAGCAGUUUUGACGGCUGAUGGGGGAAUCCCAAUCCUCACUAAAACAGCUGGGGACAUCAAAUCGAAACUUCCAUUUGCAUCUAUUGGACUUUUGAAUGGCGUGCAUAUGUUUUCUCGCUUACAGGAAGUAGAAUUAAAAUGUGCUGUAACACCAGAUGAAAAGAUUUCAUGGCGGGAAUAUCAUAAAAGAUUAGUUUUGAUCCUCAUCACAAAGAAUGAUGUCUGCAGUGAUUGUCAUGUCUCAAACUUGUUGGACAACAUUUUUGCUGCUUUGGCUAUGCUAGUGGGAUUAGAUGUACUCUUGAAACAAAAUGAAGUUUUGAAGCUUCAGAAAAUGUUGGUGGUCUGCCAUCCAUUGAUUGAUUACCUGCUUAGUCAAAUAGACAAAGAGAAAUUUACCAUAGGAGAUCUUACUGGUAAACUAGACUGUCUGUUGGCUUCCCACACUCGCAUUUUGCAAGAACGCAUGUGCCAGUUUCUUGAUGUAGCUGAUAGUUUAUAUGGAUGCUUACUCAUCAAAGGAAAAGUAAUUGUGGCUUCCAAAGAAUGGUGGACAUUAACCAGUCAAGAGCAGAUACUGAUUUGCUCUUAUGUGAAUUCUUUACCAAAAGUUUUAUCACGUGAAAUUAUUAUAUAUUUACCCACAUCCUCACCUCAGAAUUCAAACAGGCUGAUAACGCUCCAUUUACUUCGCGAUGUGGAAAUCUGUGUUUUGUGUUCUAGCGAACCUUCUUUGGCAGUCUUAGAGGAUGAGGCUCCCAAAAUCUGGAGAGAUUGUUUUGAUAUAUUGAAAGUUGUAUCUAACCUUCAUCCAAGGAACUUUCCAUCAAAUAUUGAACUUGACAAAAAUAUUAUUGGGUUAAUCCUCAUAAAUACAGAAACUAAUCAAUGCAUGUGUAGUGUGCAGCCAUCUAAUGAUGAUUGUUCAGCAGAAUCAAAGGCCAUCCAUGUAUCAGAAUGGCAAAAAAAACAAGAGGCUCUGAGGUCAUUAUACAGGCUUGUUGUUGGAACAUAUUUCAAAGAAAAAGAUUCAGAUGCAGACCGACGAUUAAGAGCUGAUAAUCCAUGUCAUACAUUUGAUUUUGGAAAUUGUGACUAUGGCGAUUGUAAACCAGGCGAGUUUUAUAUGUGCACACAAGAAAAUAAAUGCUAUGUUAUUAAUGAAGUUUCUUAUCAGAUUUAUAUUCUUUAUAACUAUGAGAUUCCACUUUAUGCUAUAAGGUCUGUAUCUCAUAAAACUUUAAAGUUGUUGACUGAAAAAAGGCUAUUUCCUACAGUUGGAAAAUAACUGGACAAAUUCAUUAUUCUAAUGAAAAUGUUUCAAAAUAAGAUUUCCAAACUUUUCUCUGAAGAUGGGAUCAAAUGGCCUUUGUAUUCAAGAAUCAGUGAACUGUUAAGAUAUCAGCUUUUUUUAAAGUUUUUUAUACAAUGAGAUUGCUGUACUUUUAUUUAAAAUGGAACAUAUCUUAACCUACCCAUUAUUAUAUCAAUAAUAUAAAAAGUUAUUGAUAUAAUAGCAUUUGAAACAUCAAUAAUUUAAAAAGAUACAAUUUCUUGAAUUUUUAUUGAGUUAACAUUUGAAAGAUGAAAGACAUGAGUACUCAUUUUAAGAAUUAGAUCUUUGUUUUUUCAUGUUUAUGAAAAGCUACAACAUACCCUACAAUGCAGUGGUUAAUUUUUUUACAUCUUAUAGUGCAAAUACAGAAUUCCACUUUAAGUUAAAAUCUGAGUGUUUGUAGCAUUUUAAAUCAAUUGCAAACUGUAUUUUACACAGAAAAAAAUUCACAAAAUGACUUCCAUGGUCAAUAAUUCUGUGAUUUUUUUUUCACUGAUGUAAUUCGAUCCAUUUAAAAAAUCUACUUGUUAACUUAUGCUACCAAAUUAACUACUUCUGAUAUUGUAGGUGUUUCUUGAUUAGUAGUACAUAGUAACAUAUUUUCAAUGUAUCAUUCAUAUAAUAUCAGCUGUAGUUAUUAAUAUUCUUCAAAUUCCUUCACAUGACAAUAAAAAGGAAGGUUAAAAA
This is a messenger RNA of Stegodyphus dumicola, 2123 nucleotides long. It is a transcript of the gene fy, whose product is annotated as fuzzy planar cell polarity protein-like protein. Gene Ontology annotation, biological process: non-motile cilium assembly; vesicle-mediated transport. NCBI's taxonomy places the organism in Eukaryota, Metazoa, Arthropoda, Arachnida, Araneae, Eresidae. The record is from RefSeq and is a predicted model, not a curated record.